UCUGAGUUUGGAAAAUUCUGAGUUUGAAAAAUAUCUUUUGAUUUUGGAAAAUAACUUCUGAGUUUGAAAAAUAUCUUCUGAGUUUGGAAAAUAACUUCUGAGUUUGAAAAAUAUCUUCUGAGUUUGGAAAAUAACUUCUGAGUUUGAAAAAUAUCUUUUGAGUUUGGAAAAUAACUUUUGAGUUUGAAAAAUAUCUUCUGAGUUUGGAAAAUAACUUCUGAGUUUGAAAAAUAAAUAAAAUAACUAUUUUCAAAGUCGUUUUUAAACUCCAGCUUAUCUUAGACUGGGGUUUAUCCAAUGUUAUUUGAAUAGGAUAAACCCCAGUCCCUCUUAGUAACAGCUGAGAUAGCAUAUUAGUUCUUUCACUAACCGUAUUACUUUUUUUUUGCAGUUAUAGUAAACUCUUAUUUUAAAUUGUUUAUAGGCCCCAGCACCAGUACCCAAUUCAAGGAACUAUAGUCCAAAAUAGACGAAAUUUUGGAAAGACAGCGUUCCACUGAGGUGAAGGUGCAGGCCAUGCAAGGAAUGCUGGAGGCAUUCAUGGCGAAGUCCGAAGUUUCGGUCAAUUUGUUGGCGUCCAAAAUUGAAAAUGACAAUGCAGAGGAAGUGGAUGAGGAACUGCAACUUGAUGAAAUUUUCCCACUUACCUCUGUCCAACAAAAUGAGGAAAUGGAGGAAAAACUCCAUCAAAAUGGAUUGUUAAAAAAAAAAUUGGUCCGUAAGUUGAGCUCAUAUGGGGGGGUCAACGGAAUGAAAACGAUCCGCACUAUUUGCAAGUGCAUUUUUACAGAUCCACUACUGGCAGAACAUUCUUGGCUGGGGACUAAUGCCAAAAAAAGUUUCAGCCAAUACAAGUUCCUAUAUAAAACUAUAUUGGAAGCGGUCCGAUCAAGGUACCCCACCUAUAGUGAAGCCGAGGGUGCUUCAUUUUUUAAAGGGUUUUUGAAGCAAGCCCCAUUUCGAAUGGGAAAACCGUCCACAAAUACCAGUUCCAACACCAGCUCCUGCCUCUGACGGGCAAUCCACAAC
Messenger RNA from Episyrphus balteatus (marmalade hoverfly), 1029 nucleotides. RefSeq lists its product as uncharacterized. Lineage: Eukaryota; Metazoa; Arthropoda; Insecta; Diptera; Syrphidae. The transcript has 3 exons. Bases 517 to 1014 code for a protein of 165 amino acids. The record is from RefSeq and is a predicted model, not a curated record.